Cylicocyclus nassatus is the source of this 2358-nucleotide messenger RNA. NCBI's taxonomy places the organism in Eukaryota, Metazoa, Nematoda, Chromadorea, Rhabditida, Strongylidae. The record is from the annotation of a GenBank genome assembly.
AUGGCUGGCUAUAAUCAUACUAGCAGGGACAGGCAGACUCAGCGCUAUCGCGAUAUGACUAAGGAAUGGACGGCAUUCCUACUGCUCAUGCUGUGCAUCUUAACAAAAGAAGUACACAGUCUAAAAACUGACACUCAAGUCGUGUACUACAAGUCAAAAGAAAAAACAAUAUCCAGCCCUAAUCAAAUUGUCUACUAUGAUGAUAAAAUAAAAAGAACAUCAAUUUCCAAUCCUUCCCGAUUUGUCUACUACGGUGAUAAAAGAAACAUUCUCGAAUCUUCACCAAGCAGGACCAUCUAUUAUGACUAUGGAAGACCAGUAGAAAGGACGGUAAUUGUUCCACAGCGGGAAUUCCUCAUACAAAAUCUCACAAACAUCACUAUUGGAAUGAUGCAUCCCCCUCCAGAACAUAGACGCUGCAAGUCAGAUUUGGAUUGUCACGGCCUUCGUAACGGAAGAUGUUUUCACAACAUCUGUGUGGAAGGAGGAACGAGAUGCUUGACAGAUGCUCAAUGUCCGAAGUUUCCAUUUUCGCAAAAAGUCCCACAUUGCACAAAAGACAGCGAAUGUCCACCAGGGAGAUACUGUGUGGCUGGAGUCUGUACAGAAUUGGGCCAACCAUGCGAGAGGGACAGCACCUGUCCAGGCUACCCUGACUAUGCCGCUUGCAUAGAAGGAAAGUGUGUUAAAGUUGGUCAAAACUGUAAAAAGAAUGCGGACUGCCCUCGCACAGAGCUAUCUUGUGUCUCUUCAAAAUGUAUCAAACUUGGAUCUUGCAAUUCCGACAAAGAAUGCCCAGAGACGACUUACUGUAUAGCGAACCGAUGUAUACAAAUGGGACAAGGAUGUGAACGAGACACUGAUUGUCCAUACUAUCCGAACAGUGCAUGUGUUGCAGGAACAUGUGUUCGUGCCGGUCAGCCUUGUACAAACGACAACGAAUGCUCAAGCCAUUUAAUGUGCAUUUACUCGAAAUGUAGACCUGUUGGCGAAUUUUGUACAGUAGAUACGGAUUGCAAGUAUUACAAUGUGACUGUAUGCAUCGACUCCAAAUGUCUAAAACAGGGGCAGUCGUGCACAACUGAUACCGACUGCGCUACACCAUUGAAAUGCUUGCAGUCAAAGUGUUCAAAACCAAACGACAUAAUGAGAAAUCCGAGAGGAUCAGGAUGUUCGACAAGCGAUGAGUGCCCCGAUAAUUACAUUUGCAAGGAUAGAGAGUGUGUUAGAGAUGGACACUGCAGCUCAAACAAUGAUUGCAAAACGAAUUAUUUGUGCGUUAGUGGCACUUGUGAACUAAGUCAGGGUGAGCGUGCUACGAAUCCAUCUGUAUCGCCUUCAACACCGCCAACAACAACAACAACAACAACAACGACGACGACGACAACGACAACAACAACAACAACGCCAACAACAACAACGACAACAACAUUAACAACCAGGCGUUGCAGACGUCGACCAUGGCAAGCAGUACCAAAUCAGUGUGGAUCAGGAGGACAAGGAGGGAGAGGAGGAAGAGGAGGACGAGGAGGAAGAGGAAGAGGACGAGGAGGUCGAACAACGAGAAAAACAACCACCACAGCAGCAACCACAACAUCAACAACGCGACAAUUAUUGUUAGCGACUGAUGCAGCGACUCCUGCGAUGAAUACUGAGCAAACUCGGUCUUUGGCGCAAGCUCAGUUCCUGACGCAAGCGGGAAAGAAGAAAGUGCUUGAGCUACAUAAUCGCUACAGGUCUGAUGUUGCAACUGGCAGAGUGCAAGGACAAGGUGGAGCUAGGCUACCAACAGCUACUACAAUGUUCAUUAUGCGAUACGACGAUCAGCUCGCAAACGAUGCAGGAGAUCAUGCUGUUCAAUGUACAAUGACAGGCUCGGAGCGUUCACAAAGGCCUCGUGACGAAGGAGAAAAUUACUACCAAGCUCAAAAAGGUAGAAGUGAAAUCGAGAUGGUGACAGAGGCUGUAAAUAGUUGGUAUAAUGCAGCAAGUACUUAUGGUAUGCCAACCAACGUUAUAUAUCACGAUUCUUUUGGGACGCAACUAAAAUUCUUCACACAGCUAGCAAGUGCAUGGACCUACAAAAUCGGAUGCGCAUACGCCGACUGCGGUUACUCAUAUUUCUUAGUAUGCAGAUACUUCCCCAAUGGUAACCAUGAGGGUAAAAUUCUUUAUCCUUCUGGAAGUCCGGCGGUAUCGUGUUCAAAUGGAAAAGCCUACGAAUACAAUAAUCUCUGUGUGGGCCCCCAAUGAAGUUUUAACGGAGAGUAAAAUAAAAUUUGAUAAAAAUGUGGAAUCUGCAUAUUCACUUCCAUAUUAGAGAUUCAAGAAAUUAUAACUUUGAGCUAGACAACAAAG